Messenger RNA from Phyllotreta striolata, 2616 nucleotides. The record is from the annotation of a GenBank genome assembly. NCBI's taxonomy places the organism in Eukaryota, Metazoa, Arthropoda, Insecta, Coleoptera, Chrysomelidae.
UGCAAUUUGUGAUCAAGAGGAGUACAAAAUGCUUCUUUUUAGAAGCAUUUCACUUGAGAUACUCAUAAUACUGGUGGUUCGUAAUUCGUACGCUCAAGAUGAGUACGGUUAUGAUGAUUCAGGAGAAACUUCUGAAUACAACGAAGCAGAGGAGCAUGGUCAUCCGGAUUACUCCAAAUACUUUUCAGUCGAUGGACCUGCCCAAAGCCUUCCUUUAUCCGGCUUCGGAGCGUCCGAAUUUUCAGGUGCUUUUUCACAAUUGCCCGUCGAAUUUGCAGGCACCAAGAAAACCGAGAAAAUCUUAACCGUACCACCACUGAAUUUCGUACCGCAAGUACAACAGACCCAACCUUUGCCGUAUUUUACUCCAAUACAGCAGAACACGAACCAUCAUUUGAGCGCUCCUUUGAGGGAUUUCUUUGAAGAAGCACAGAAAUCUCAAAGCCAAGAAAAGGAAGACUACAUCAAACCCGGACCCAGUUACAUAUCCCACGCGUUACCAAUCGUUAAAAGUUUCGCAGAAGUCAACACAGUCGGCCCAGACCAAGUCGAAAGAAUCCCACCCAGGCCGAACAAGCCCAAUAAAUCGAACGAUGAAGACGAAGUAGCAGUAGAAGAUGGGGAUAAAGAUGAUGAACACGUCGAAUCCGGCGAUAGCAACCCUAACGACAAAUACGGUUUGGAAUUAUUGAGGAAUUCUAAACCUUUCGUUGAUUACAACAUUGGAAAAUCCAGCUCUACUAUAUCCCAAUAUCCUUUGGCACAAGGUCUUACCGGUGCCCAACCCAAACUAACACCUUAUCAAAAAUUCAGUUUCCAACCAAUAGUGCAAGCGUCUCGCCUCUUACCCGGAAAAUACAUAGACACUCAAAACAUAAAACCUUUCAAUCCAAACUACAUAAAGAAAAAUAACCCAAUCCUCGAAUCUCAACCGUCAGAAAACGUUCCCAGCCAUCUUAAAGACCACAACUGCAGGAAAGUAGAAGGCGGUGAUUCCAAGGGAAUGAACUGCUUCGUUUGCGUAAAUGAUGACACCAACUCAAAAUACACCCAAUGCUCUUACAGCGCUGAGAAGGAGCCAGUCGAUUACUACUCCAGUGCAUCCGAAAGAUACUCCGCUCCGGCGAAAGAAGGACAUUUCCGAUUCAGGCGGUACGUAAACAAGAAAACAGAUCCUUACCACACGAUCAGGGAGCGAUCCAGAAAAGCCUACGACGAACCGAGCAUUCCAGAAGACUACAGCGCAGGCUUCAACUACGAACCGGAAUCGUACGAGCACAGCCCGUCCGAGGUGAGCUUCUCCGAACAACAAUCCGAAGAACUGAAGAAGAAUCCGCAGAAUUGCAAACAAGUCGAUAAAGAUGGUUCGACUUGCACUGUUUGCAGGAAUCCAAAAACCGGCGCCAAUUACGAGCAAUGCUCGUACACCUCCCAACCGCAGGAGAAGAAGUACGCCUAUGUGAAAGAAAAAAAAUACGAUAGCGACGAUGAACCGGAGGAAAGCAAAGUGAAACCACAAGCUGCUGCAGCGCCUAAAUCGGAUUUAAAAGUUGAGACUACCCAGCCUGAACCGGAUACAAAGUUGCCCACUAAAGAAUUCGAACCAACUGAAGAUUACGACGGGCAAAUAAAGCAAAACUCAAGGAAACCGAGAAAGCGCGAUAACGAUAACGACGACGACCCGUUACAUUACGAAACCUACGAGAAAAACCGGAAGAAAAGCCAACAAAAUUUCUUAAACGACAAAUACGAAAUUCCAAACUACUUCGCCGAAAGCGUGAUAAACGAAUCGAAGGACGAUAAUAAAAAGGAAGAGGAAGAAGACGAGGAAGUCAAAGACUACGAAGACUACCACUACAAAUUAUUCCCCGAAUACACCAAAGAGGAAUCGAAACGCGACGAAGCCAACGAAGAUUACCAAAUCCCAGAAUCUACGAAACAUAACGUCGAGGAAGUCCUGGCCGAGUUCACCAAAAAAGACAGAUCCAAGUGCAAGAAAUCCGAGAAAAACGGCAUGACGUGCUUCCUGUGCGUCGAUCAGAAUAACAUUCAACACGAGGAAUGCAUGUUCAUUCAGGAAUCUAGGCCGAAAUCGUCGCACGUCGCCUACCACGAAUUGAAAGGCAUCAAGAAACUCGUCGACGAUGCACCAACGGAAGAAUCCAACAACAAACAGGUAAUAUCGAAAGAACCCCAGCAACAAGAAGCAUCCGAAGCAUCCGAAGUUCCUUUAUUGAUCGCCGCUGCAUCGGAAACUCUGGAAGAGAAGGUGCCGUUCGAGGAAGCGAAGCAAACGAACGAGAAGAGAAGAAGGCCGAAGAAGUACAAGAAGAAGCAAUCGCCGCCGGAAGUCGAGCCCACGAUAAAAACCCCGACGGAAUUCGAUGUUGGUGGUGAAGAAGGCGCCUUCAGCGCCGAAACCAAACCGGUUUACAGUAAGGUGCACGGCGAAGCCCUUCCGAAAUACAUGGUGGAAAGGUCCGAAUACGAGCAAGAAUUCGACGCAUUCUCGGGUGCUUACUGAAGAAAUUUCGUCAAUUUGUUGUGAUAUCAAAAUUUCUUGUAAAAUAUUUUUACAAAAUUUUUUGUUGUUAUAUUGUUACAAAUACAAAUUAC